Messenger RNA from Ilex paraguariensis (yerba mate), 617 nucleotides. NCBI's taxonomy places the organism in Eukaryota, Viridiplantae, Streptophyta, Magnoliopsida, Aquifoliales, Aquifoliaceae. The record is from the annotation of a GenBank genome assembly.
GAUCUUAUUACACAACAGUCACAAUGGAGAAUCAGCAGGUUGAUGGUGAUGUCUCAGUUGAUAAAGGAAAAAGGGUAUUAUCAGAGUCUGAUGCAUCAGACAGUGAAUACGAACCUGAUUGUGAAUCUAGUGAAUGUAGUGAGUAUGAUACGUUGGUUGACAGUGAUUAUGAAAGUGAGAAUGAUAACAUGUCGUAUGAUAGUUAUGUUGAUAAUGAAGCUGAAUGGACUGGUUUAAAUAGUAAUAGGCAGAAAGAAUCAGCAACAGACAAAAGGCAACAGUUAGAACUCAAUGAUACAGAUGAAGGAAACCAAAGUGAAGUGAGCCAAUCUGCUGUGAGCCAAGAUGAAGGGAGCCAAGCUGCUAUUAUCCAAGCUGGAAUGAGUCAACCUGCUGUGAGCCAAUCUGAUGUGAGCCAAGGUGGAGGGAGCCAAGCUGUUUUUAUCCAAGCUAGAGUGAGUCAACCUGCUAUGAGCCAAUCUGAUGUGAGCCAAGGUGGAGGGAGUCAAGCUGCUGUUAUCCAAGCUGGAGUGAGCCAAUCUGCUGUGAGCCAAUCUACUGUGAGCCAAGGUGGAGGGAGCCAAGCUGCUAUGAAAGGAAGGUCUUGCUUUGAAUAG